GCUCAAGAAUCAUAGGGCUAAGAGAUGUGUCGAAAGAAUGACGUACAGUCCAUAAAAUGAAAGUUCAAGUGAAUUUUAAAUUGUUGGUGCUUUUCUUCACUGGGUUUGCAGCAUCUACUACUGCAGAUCCAACCCUCCGUCUGAUAAACUUGGUAUAUCGACAUGGAGAUAGGUCUCCAGUGGUUAUAUAUCCUACAGAUAAAAACAAAGUUGACAAGUGGCCACAGGGAUUGGGAUGGUUAACUAAGGAAGGGAUGCUGAUGCACUACAAUUUUGGUCAAUGGUUAAGAAAAAGAUAUGAAGGUUUCCUGAAUAGUUCCUAUGUACACACAGAAAUAGAAGUUGCCAGUUCAAAUGAAGACAGAUGUCUAAUGAGUGCCUAUUGUAACCUAGCUGGUUUAUACCCUCCAGACCAAGUAUGGAAUCCAAACUUACUUAACUGGCAGCCCAUACCAGUACAUACCAGACCCAAGAAAGAGGACAAUGUGAUUAACAUGGGAGAGAAUUGUCCACGAUAUGAUCAACUGUACCAGGAAACCAUGAAAACAAAAGAGAUAGCUGAAGAGGAAAUGAGAAACAAAGAUUUUUACAAGUUUGUGGGACAGAUGUCAGGAAUGGAUCAUGAAAAUAUUUCUAACAUUUGGCAGAUUGCUGAUACACUGUUUUGUGAGAAAGCCCAUAACUUAACAGUAUCCCCCUGGGCUGAUCAGCAAUGGAAAAAGGAAAACAUGACUGUGUAUGAGAAAUUACGUUUUCUAGACAGCUGGCAAUUCAGACUUCUGUACAGUGGACUUGAAAAAAGUCGACUAAUGGGAGGUCCAAUUCUUGGUGAAUUUGUCCAGCAGAUGGUAACUGCCUCUCAGAAUAAAACUAACACUAAAAUGUUUAUGUAUUCAGGGCAUGAUACAACUGUUGCUGCUUUGCUCUCUGCUUUAAAUCUAUUUGCUAAUGGAACCAGUCCACCAUAUGCAGCAUCUGUUUUAGUAGAACUCCAUCAGAACUCUGCUGGGAAUUACUAUGUUAAUGUUCUAUAUAAAAAUACUACUGAUACAGCAUAUCUUCUAACUGUACCAGGAUGUACUGAAGAUUGUCCUUUAGAAGACUUCCAGAAAAUAACUAAACCCUAUAUACCUGUGGACUGGAAAAAAGAAUGUGGAGUCAAGUCUGAUGAUAACGCAGUCUCAUUGACAACUUACCAGAUCACUACAGCCGUACUAGCAGGUGUAAUCUUGAUUUUACUCAUUAUUCUGGUUGUGGUAUUUAUUCGGAUGAGGAAGAUACAAGUGUCAUACAGAAACUUUAGAUGACCAACUGCAGAAUAUGAAUAUGUACAGCUACAAUAUUAUGAUGAUUAUUCUGACUGAUUACAGUAUUACUAUACUCCAGAUAUCUGACUUAUUACAGUAUUACUGUACCAAUUGUACUGUACACCAGAUAUUUGACUAAGUAAAGUAUUAUUGUACACCAGAUAUUUGACGAAUUACAGGAUUACUGUACACAAGAUAUUUGAAUGAUUAUAGUAUUACUGUACACCAGAUAUUUGACUGAUUACAGUAUUACUGUACACCAGAU
Mytilus trossulus (common blue mussel) is the source of this 1572-nucleotide messenger RNA. Its product is annotated as lysosomal acid phosphatase-like. The transcript is spliced from 11 exons. Gene Ontology annotation, molecular function: phosphatase activity. Gene Ontology annotation, biological process: dephosphorylation. The record is from RefSeq and is a predicted model, not a curated record. Lineage: Eukaryota; Metazoa; Mollusca; Bivalvia; Mytilida; Mytilidae. Bases 57 to 1307 code for a protein of 416 amino acids.